AUGUCUUACGACAGCAUUUUCAGUCCCAUACGCAAACGACGCAAAAGCAGCAACAAAAGCUCGCCCCCAAGACCCCAAAAUGCAUGGCUGCUGUUUAGACGCGAUUUUGAAUGCCGAGUACGCUCUCAACGUCCUAACGAGCUGCAUACUCUCAACAAAAUUUCCAAGACAGCCGCCGAAAGUUGGAAAAUUCAACCAGAAAAAGUUAAACAAUAUUUUAACGUUCUCUCGAAACUAGCUUCAUACAAACACAAGGCUAUGUAUCCGGAAUACGUCUAUAACCCGAAAAAAUUCAAGAAUGGUGAAAACUUUAUAUUUAAGCAUAUAAACAAGGACAAAAUUGUGAAAAGUCGCAACAGUAAAGCAAGCUUAUUUAAUAAGGCGAAGGCAAGCAGUUCGAACACUGUUGAUUACAGUAGCGUUAUCAGUAAUGAAGAUUGUCCCAAAAAUGACGAGCAAUCUAUUUUACAAAAUCCGAGUCCUAUCAUCGACAUUCCGGAAGUUUUCAUGUUUUUUCCAAAUUUUAUUCACACUUCUCCUUCCUUUCCCCAAUGUCAAUUCUAUUAUAAUCUUAAUAACAAUGACAUAACUGAUAACGAGCAGAUUGGUUAUAUGGAUUAUGAGUUUGGAGACAUUAUUUACGUGUGUGAUGAAACAGGUUGGCAGAUUUGA
Messenger RNA from Paraglomus occultum, 672 nucleotides. Lineage: Eukaryota; Fungi; Glomeromycota; Glomeromycetes; Paraglomerales; Paraglomeraceae. The record is from the annotation of a GenBank genome assembly.